ACUGAGAACACAACUACACCUGAGAGCACAAGUUUAAGCGCUCCUACAACUGAAAGCACAACCACAAGCGAUCCUGCAACCGAGAGCACAACCACAACUACAAGCGCUCCUACAACCGAAAGCACAACCACAACUACAAGCGCUCCUACAACCGAGAGCACAACCACAAGCGCUCCUGCAACCGAGAGCACAACCACAACUACAAGCGCUCCUACAACUGACAGCACAACCACAAGUGCUACUACAACUGAGAACACAACUACAAAUGCUACUGCAACCGAGAGCACCACUACAAGCACUCUCACAACUGAAAGCACAACCACAAGUACUACUACAACUGAGAACACAACUACAAGUGCUCCUGCAACCGAGAGCACAACCACAACUACAAGCACUCCUACAACUGACAGCACAACCACAACUACAAGCGCUCCUACAACCGAGAGCACAACCACAACCACAAGCGCUCCUACAACCGAGAGCACAACCACAAGCGCUCCUACAACCGAGAGCACAACCACAAGCGCUCCUACAACCGAGAGCACAACCACAAGCGCUCCUGCAACCGAGAGCACAACCACAAGCGCUCCUGCAACCGAGAGCACAACCACAAGCGCUCCUACAACUGACAGCACAACCACAACUACAAGCGCUCCUGCAACCGAGAGCACAACCACAAGCGCUCCUACAACCCAGAGCACAACUACAACCACAAUCGCUCCUACAACCGAGAGCACAACCACAAUCGCUCCUACAACCGAGAGCACAACCACAAGUGCUCCUACAACUGAAAGCAAAACCACAAGUGCUACUACAACUGAGAACACAACUACAAGUGCUCCUGCAACCGAGAGCACAACCACAACUACGAGCACUCCUACAACUGAAAGCACAACCACCAGCGCUCCUACAACCCAAAGCACAACUACAACCACAAGCGCUCCUACAACUAAGAGCACAACCACAAUCGCUCCUACAACACCUUCAGUAGUGGCUGCAGCAUUUAACUUCACCUUCAUCAUGAAUGAUCCCUUUGUUGAAGCUCUCUCCGAUCCCAACUCUAAUGAGUUUAAAAACAAAGCUGCAAGAAUCAUUAACACGGUAUGUUUUAUUGGUGAUGGAAAUGAUGAAUAA
Molecule: messenger RNA, 1134 nt
Organism: Silurus meridionalis
Lineage: Eukaryota; Metazoa; Chordata; Actinopteri; Siluriformes; Siluridae
Product: flocculation protein FLO11-like
Exons: 1
Source: RefSeq, a predicted model, not a curated record